Molecule: messenger RNA, 2147 nt
Organism: Aplysia californica (California sea hare)
Lineage: Eukaryota; Metazoa; Mollusca; Gastropoda; Aplysiida; Aplysiidae
Exons: 10
Coding region: 553-2025 (490 amino acids)
Source: RefSeq, a predicted model, not a curated record
AAAAUGAGAGUGCCCCUUGGCAGUGCGCCUGAAAGAAUGAUAAUAAUGGUUGUUUUAAAGCAUGUCAUCAUCAUCAACACAACUGGAUAAUGAUACGUGAAAAUUGUCACGGCAAUGUUGAAUACCGCAACAUUCAACAUACAAUACAUGAAGUCUAAUUUGCCAUUUCCUCUGCGAGUACUGUGGUAAAUUGCCGAGAACACCAAGAGUGGAUGUUGACAUUUCAUUUCUGUUAUCGCAAAGGCCUACGUUCACCACUGUAUACGUGGGCUGUGGGUCUAUUAUAUGAGUACAAAAACAAUAUAUCGCAUCGGUAGUUUGCAUAAUUGUGUAAAUAUACUUGCAGUUUUUAAGCAAACACGUCGCCACACUUUUUAACACCAGGUUGGUUAUUAUGUAACUUCCAGGAUUUCAAACUAAAAAGAAUUAGAUUUGGCAUAUUCAGAACUGGGUAAUAACUUUGUAUAUCUCGCGCAUCGUUGACGUGUGCUUUAGUUUAAGCACAGUCUUGAGUCCUUCGUGCUCUUCAAAUAGAAGUGAGUGGCCACGGAUAUGUUUGUUUUUCCAAAGAUAAUGCAGCUUUUCGUCAGAAUCGUUCUUCUAUUGUGGGUGUUGCUAUAUCGAGUUGAUUGUCUCAAUGAAGUGCGUCGCCAGGUGUUUUCAGAGGCUCGGAGAAGUGUUUCAAGUUCCCUCCCCAUGGUGCCAGUGGAUGCCCAGAAAGAGCUUGUACCGGAGGGUGUGCUUCUGACCGUCCGGUACCACGUCACCCCUGGCGAAAUGACCUUUGUCACUUGGCAGGCUGCCUGGAAGAACGACAGGCUUUUCAGGGUAAUGGAACCGACAACCUCCAAUGGAUUCUCUGAAACACGUCUGCUUUCAUCCCCUCCACCCGACAACCCAAACAUGGAUACAGCAGCAGUCUUGUUUAUAUCCUCACGUUAUGGCGUAUAUGAGCUGAAGUUCAAUGUCAGUGGCUCAGACUUGACCAUCAAUGACUUUCCAGUACCACCCGUGUCAGUUGAACCAUCCUCGGACAUCGUUUAUGAAGAAGGGAAUGACGCCUACUUCACGGCAACAACUGUAGCUGCUGAUUCUUCUAAUUCCUGGGUGAGACUUACUGUACUGGACCUGAACACGGGGGACUUCCUGACCCCCUUAGAAGCGCGUGGUUUUCAGAACGUCGUUGGGCGCAAUACAAACUCUGGUGUCACUCAAAGAGAGUACCGGAUAAGCACAAGCCAACGACAGACCAGCGGUGUCAUUAAUUUUUCCGUUCGUAGGUCUCUGGGUUAUAGUCACACACUACAAAAAAUCACCCUGACCCGCACCCUGGUUCUGCGGCCCUCCACCCAGCCUGGCCCGUUCCCGCCUGGUUUUCUCACAGUACGGAAAGGACCUCGAGAGAUGGUUGACCAGGAAGGACGCCAUAUCUCUUUCUGCCGCAUUGGUGUGAACUGGUGCCGUGUGAAAUGUGUAGCCAUAGGAUCUGCUAUCUCGUCCAUGUCCCUGAACAGGGUCCAGCCACCGGCACAAGAGGAGCCUGACUACAUCAUUAGAACAGACAUGAGCAAGCCUUUCAACGACAUUCUCGUGGUAACAGUGCCCCCUCUCCCUACUGCGGGUUCAAAUAUGACCUUCCAGUGCCAAAUUGGCAAUGGUGAAGGGCCCAAUGUGACUCAGGAAAAAGUGGUCAAGUUUUACCAGAAAGUGGAGGUCGUUGGUGGUGAGCUGACUGACUUGGGUGGCGAGAGAACACGAAUCAGCUGCACCUUCAAGGGAUCUCCUCGUCCUAUUGUCACGUUCUCCCUGUCCUUCCAUAAAGCUUACUACAGCCUGACACCAGCUGAUGGGGUGGAAGUCCACGGUGAUGAGCUGAUGGCGUACAAGACAAUUCGUUAUGCACGCUAUCAAGGCCGUUUGCUGAGUGUUUGGUGUACAGGUCUGCAAGACCUAAAUGGCGGGGGACGCGGUUCUGCUCUGGACAUGACGGCCUCACAUCACAUGAACAACAAUCUGCCGCACUGAUCAGAUUUUCAUCCCUCAAUUGUCUUGCAGUUUGCCUAUAGUAACUUAACUUGUCUUCACAAGUUUGGCUAUGUUGGGUGGGAACUGAUUUCUCUUACAAAAUAAAAACAAAAAUGUUGAAA